AAUAGGAACUUGACCCAUUCCUUAUCGAACCCACCAGCUGAAAAUAAAGACUGCCUCAGAGCUGACCGAAGCAAGUGGUGCUUCCUCCGGUAUACCUCCUGGCAGACCGCCCGAUUAGGAAAAGCGCCAACUGCUCCUCCGAAGGCCCAAAGCCGCGCGAUCUUCACUGCGGCGAACAAAUCCAACACUCGCCUGCCUCUCACAACCACCCAUCACCAUUCUUACCUCGCCCCCAAGUGGUAUCAAUCCUCCCUUAUACUGUUCAACCAUCAUAUGAACAGCAUAUAGAUUCCGAGCUUCAGACCUGGGUGGCGGCGACUAGCGCGCCCGCUUUCACAGCAUGGAUUAUGAGAUGGACCUCGAGCCCGCGGGGCCGCAAGUCACCGUUCGCGAGGUGGAACCGUACCGUGUCGAUUUCCGACUGAGCUCGGUUGAUCUCGCCUUUGCCAACUCCCUCCGCCGCGUGAUUCUCGCCGAGGUGCCCACCGUCGCACUCGAUCUCAUUGAAAUCGAAAACAACACUUCCGUCAUCCCCGACGAGAUGCUGGCCCACCGUCUAGGCUUGAUCCCCCUCAACGCGAAGAACUGCGAGCAGGACCUGGACUACACCCGUGACUGCGACUGCGAGGAUCACUGUGUGCGCUGCAGCGUGACGCUGUCGCUGCAUGUGCGCUGUGAUCGUGGUAUCAUGUCGGUCUAUGCGCGCGAUCUGACGGUCCAGGGUGAGCGGAUGAAUGAUACCAUUGGUGAUCCCGUUAUUACCGAUCCCGAGGGCAAGGGUCCGUUGAUUUGCAAGUUGGCCAAGGGGCAGGAGAUCAAGUUGACUUGUCUCGCGAAGAAGGGUACUGCUAAGGAACAUGCAAAGUGGGCGCCUACUGCGGCUGUGGGCUUUGAGUACGACCCUCAUAACAACCUAAAGCAUGUAGAUUACUGGUAUGAGCAGGAUCCGAUCAAGGAAUGGCCUAUCUCUGAAAAUGCCGCCUGGGAGCAAGCCAACAACCCUGAUCAACCCUUUGAUUACGAUGCUGAGCCGAACAUCUUCUACAUGGAUGUGGAAAGUAUCGGCAACCUUGAGCCGGACACGAUCAUCCAGCAGGGAAUCUUCGUGUUGCAGAAGAAGCUCGCACUCACCGUCUCCGAGCUUACCGGCGAAGGCGAGAAUGGCCAUGCUGGUGGUCCCGAGGAUGCCGAGAUGAUGGGUGCUGGUGACCCUGACGCCUACGAGCCUCCAGAGGGCAUGGAUGGCAACCUGGGUGGAUAUGGAAACGCUCCCUGGGGAGCCAGUGCCCAGACCCCGUACGGUGCCACGCCUUACGGCCAGAGCUCGUACGGAUACUAAGCCGGGGAAGUGGUGAAGUAGUUAGCGAGGGGGUGCUUUUAAGGUUACAAAAAGGGCUUGAGCAUGCUGGAUGGAGUUUCUUUUUCGCUUGUCCUUUACUGAUGACUUGGUGGCGCAAAUUGGAGUUUUCUUUUUCCCCUUCUCAUCCCGAGUGUGCUACUACCGCUGCAGGUGACAAGCCAACCUGAUUCGAUUUCUCGGAAUCGAUGUGUCCAUAUUAUCUAGAAAAAAAAAAGCUUCUUAACCUAUGAUACUACUACAAUGUACAAUCUAUAUAACGACGU
Penicillium brasilianum is the source of this 1623-nucleotide messenger RNA. The record is from the annotation of a GenBank genome assembly. NCBI's taxonomy places the organism in Eukaryota, Fungi, Ascomycota, Eurotiomycetes, Eurotiales, Aspergillaceae.